CUCUCUCUCACUCACUCUUUCUCAACACCCGCGUUCCAGUCCCGACUACUGCCUGAGCCGCCACCUCACCGUGUCGGCACUGUCUACUCAUCCCUCAACACGACCAGAAGCGUCGCCUCCUCCGGCUUUUGGCGCCAUGUCCGCGAAAGGCUAUAUCUCAGUAAGCGCUGAAGAUGAUGACAAUGCUGUAAUAAUCGAUGAUUCAGAAAUGGAAGAUACAAAAAAUGAACUUGAAACACAAGGAUGUGUCUCAGUCGAACAAAACAUUCAAGUGAACUGUGACGAUCAAUAUAUAACUCGACUUGCCUAUGAUAAUGAAGAUUUAUUGGAUUUGGAGGAACCAAUUUCAUCACAGAUUAACCUUUCAACAAGUAGGCGAAGACACAGUGACAGCCCAGAGCAAAUGGAAGUAGUUUAUUUACGUAAUAGACGCCGACAUACACCCUCUCUAGUGAGGAUGAGAACCAGAGAACCUGAAUAUGAAGAUGGAAGUGUGAUUUAUGAGUACGACCCUGAUGAAUGUGGAAGUGUUAUAUCUGAAGCUUCAUACACAGGAGAUCAUCAGAAAACUCUUAUGGAAGUUCUUAAUUAUUGUCAGGCCAUGUAUGAUGCCAUUCAGAAAAUGGAUAAGAAGUUUGAUAGCCUUCAUCGUAAGGUCUCAGAAAUGCAACGCAGCCAAAUAAAGCCUUUACUUUUAAAACCUAGACCAGUUGGAUUUACAUACAGAAGUUCUAGUAAUCUCUCAACUGGAAAGAUCAGAGUCCAGAAACCAACAGAAAGAAGGCCAAUUCAGAUCUUACCCACUCGGCAUGGGUGCCGCAGCCAACCCACAAAGGUUAGGCUGCAGAGGAACCACAUACUGACUAGGUCUCCACAAACUCUUCAACCUGAGUCACAGCAUCCGGUGCACAGGCAGAGUCCACCCCUCCCUACAAUAGUUUCCACCCAUUCAUUGUGUCCUCCAUACGGCAUGGCUAGUGAGAUGCCUGCUGUUCCUUCCCAAACUAAUCAAGCAAUGAUAGUCCCUACUACUGUGGCAUCUUUGGCAAUAGCCUCUCCAGUGGUUUCAUCAGUGAUGUGUACAAUCCCAGCGGUAGGUUUGGAGAGAGACGAUAUGAUAACAACCUACAAAACUUCACCUAGAAGUACCAAUAUUCACAAUGAGCUGCCAUCGUCUUCUUCUAUAAAUCCAGCAACAGCCCCCAGUUGUUCAUUGUAUGCACCAGUCAGCACAGCUAGAGAGUUAUCUGAUCUUCCCUCUCAAGCCAGUCUUGCUACUAAAGUAAUUGAUAGUCCUGUUCAUGUGGUAUCUUCAGCUGUAUCUUCCCCCAAAUUAUUGCCAGUUAUGCCACCUGAAACCAGUUUGGAGAGAAACAACAUGCUGGUAACUUACAGAACAUCAUCUGGAAGUGGAAGUGCUAGCAGCAAUGAGGUGCCCUCUUCUUCUAUGAAUCCUAAUUUCGAAUUUGUUGGCGAUCCAAAACGGAAUGUGAAGGUCCUUGGAAACUAUUUAAUGAAAGCACGUCAAAAGACCAGACCCAAAUAUGCCGCUCGCUACUUAGUCCGUGUCUUGUUCCCAAAAGAAACAUUGCUCUGUAGUGUGAUGGGUGUAAGAGCACGGGGGCGGAGGACGUUAGACCCUAACAAGGUGGCUGCAAUAAGAGAAUUUCUUGCAACUUAUUUCUCGAGCUAUGAUCUGAGUGAACAUGGAAGAGACUGGAAAACCUGUAUUACAAAUGUGAAUGCAAUGAUCCGCUGCUUACGUUAUGAAACCAAAACAAGCUCGGAGAUGAUUGAAGGAAAAGAGAAACCUCAGGACACUCCAGACACAUCUGUCUUUGUAAAUUUAGUUGAUAAUGGGGAAGAGAAUGAGCUCAAUUCUCAAACUAGCUCAGCAUCAAACCAACUUCAGAAUUCAGCAUGGAAUAAUAACACGCCGGAGAUGUUCCAUACACCAUCUUCCAGUAAACUGCCAUCUUUAGAGCCAAUGACACACCUUGGGACUCCAUCGCGGAAUGUCCAGUUGCCCUUUUCAGUUAUUUAUGUAGCCAAGGGGAAAUCUCGGCCAGAGCUUUCAGCACGCUACCUGAUUCGUCAUCUCUUCACAGAGGAUGUCUUGGUAAAAAGCAAUGUGUAUGGCAAUGUGGAACGUGGCACUUAUCCACUGGAUUGCAACAAAAUCAAUGCUCUUAGAGACUUUUUGCAAGAAAACUACCCAUCUUUUGAUCUGAAGGAAACUGGAUAUGACUGGAAAGCAUGUGUUGCAGCUAUAAACAGUACAAUUCGCAGCCUGAGAUAUGACCAUAAAAGGGCUUUAGCUGGUGUCCAGAGCAAAGUAUUGGCUGAAGCACUGCUGGUGUCACGAAGUUCAAAAAGUUCUCUGUGAAGUCCUACUUCAAUGUAACCUUAUAAAAGCACCAUACGUCUGUCAAGGCAACUGCGUUAUGUGUCUAGUAAAUAGCCUGAUCUGUACGACAGCUACAUUGGACUUCUUCGAGACAUGAUACAACUGUUCAUUAAUCGUCAGCUUAACUAUUUUAGUAUUCUUAACAAAACCAAAUUUAGCAGUUCAGAAUAAGAAUUCAAAUUCUCCCUUCCUGUAUCAUUGAUGCUUUUGUCUACUGUAGAUGAUGAACAACUCAAGCAUAAGAGAAACUCAUUCUAUAGAUACACAGAUGCUUCCACUCAGAAAUGCUGUCCCCAGAAAAAAGAUUGUGUUUUGGGAUUUUUUAAAAAAAUAUUUGAUGAGGGCAGAAAUAAUGAGAGCCCAAGGAAUACACAGGGGAGCAAAAAAUGGAUGUUCAGUAGUGCUGUGAUAAAACCUCACCUAUCCGCCCAGAGUGAACCACCCAGAGAGCUCCGGCUAUUGGGCGGUAUAGAAAUGUAAUAAAUAAAUAAAUAAAUAAU
Messenger RNA from Elgaria multicarinata webbii, 2907 nucleotides. RefSeq names its product BEN domain containing 2 (gene BEND2). Gene Ontology annotation, molecular function: DNA binding. The record is from RefSeq and is a predicted model, not a curated record. NCBI's taxonomy places the organism in Eukaryota, Metazoa, Chordata, Lepidosauria, Squamata, Anguidae. The transcript is spliced from 12 exons. Bases 137 to 2386 code for a protein of 749 amino acids.